This is a messenger RNA of Penaeus vannamei (Pacific white shrimp), 5338 nucleotides long. The record is from RefSeq and is a predicted model, not a curated record. Lineage: Eukaryota; Metazoa; Arthropoda; Malacostraca; Decapoda; Penaeidae.
CUGUACCCCGUGUGCGGUGAAAACCCCUCAUACGGAAUGUAGACCCCACAUUGACGCCACUAUCAGGGAUCUCGCGGCUAAAGCUAUCAUCGCGGGAGAGACACCGUCAGACAACCUGCAACACAGUGACCAUGUGGAAGCAGAGAGGGUCGAGGAGGCUCCAGUCCCGGCCGAAGUCCCUCCUCCUCCUCAAGCGGAACCCGAAGUGGCCAAGGAACCGCCCGCCGUCAUAGAGCCUGAACCAAUCGAACCGGAACCUGAACCCGAACCACCGAAGCCAGUUGCCGAAGCGCCAGCGCCGCCACCCGCGCCCGCCGCACCGGUCGUCCCGGAGCCUCCAGUUGAAGCUCCAGUGUCUGCCCCGGAACCAGCGAAGCCAGUGGAAGUCCAGCCCGAGCCUGUCGCCAGCCCGCCACCGCAGCCAGUCGCCCCACCUCCCCAACCUGCUGCCCCUGCUCCUUCACCACCUAAGCCAGCCGUUGCAGAACCUGGUUUCUUCGACAAGAUAAUCAACAUAAUCUUUGGUUUGCCCAAGGGGGAGAGGGAUCCAAAGUGGGCACAGCCUUGGCAGACGCACCCAGAGCACGCCAAGAAAAAAGUUGAGAAAGUUCCGGAAGUAGAACAGGGACCUGUUGGGCCUUCGGGAGGAAUCAUUGACAAAUUUGUUAAGCUGAUCUUCCCGACUGUUCCUGAAACAACAAAACGUGAUCCCAAAUGGGCCCAACCCUGGCAAACACACCCUGAACAUGCCAAAAAGAAGGUAGAAGUAGCAGAGGAACCUAAGGAAGAUAAGCCUGUAGGUCCUUCAGGAGGAAUCAUUGAUAAGUUUGUCAAACUCAUCUUCCAGACUGUCCCUGAAGGCACAGUUCGAGACCCCAAAUGGGCCCAACCAUGGCAGACACACCCUGAACAUGCCAAAAAGAAGGUAGAAGUAGCAGAAGAACCUAAGGAAGAUAAGCCUAUAGGUCCCUCUGGAGGAAUUAUUGACAAGUUUGUCAAAUUAAUCUUCCAAACUGUACCCGAGGGAACAGCUCGAGACCCCAAAUGGGCCCAACCAUGGCAGACACACCCUGAACAUGCCAAAAAGAAGGUAGAAGUAGCAGAAGAACCUAAGGAAGAGAAGCCUGUUGGUCCUUCUGGAGGACUCAUCGAUAAGUUUGUCAAACUUAUUUUCCCAACAGUCCCAGAAGGAACAAAGCGCGAUCCUAAAUGGGCCAAACCUUGGCAGACACACCCUGAGCAUGCAAGAAAAGUAGUGGAGGUCGUUGAACCUAAGGAAGAUAAGCCUAUAGGUCCCUCUGGAGGUAUUAUUGACAAAUUUGUGAAGAUGAUUUUCGAAACUGUCCCUGAAGGUUCAAAACGUGACCCUAAGUGGGCCCAGCCAUGGCAGACUCACCCGGAACACAAAAAAGCUGCUCCUGCGCCAGUUGAAGCUCCUAAACCACCUGCAGUGCCUGAACCAGCUGUUGCACCUAAGCCAGCUCCAGUCCCAGAACCAGCUCCAGUCCCGAAACCAGUUGCUGCUCCUGAACCAAUUGCUGCUCCUGCACCAGUUCCUGCUCCUGCACCAGUUGCUGCUCCUGAACCAGUUGCUGCUCCUGCACCAGUUGCUGCUCCUGAACCAGUUGCUGCCCCUGAACCAGUUGCUGCUCCUGAACCGGUAGCAGCUCCUAAACCAGUUCCUGAACCAGUUCCUGAGCCAGUAUCUGCUCCAGCACCCAAGCCAGUUGAACCUGCACCUGCACCAGAAGUAGUGAAGGCACCGGAACCUGCACCUGAACCUAAACGACCGGUUGAAGAACCUGUUGUAGAGAAGGCCAAGUUUCCCGAGGAGAAAGUGGCAGUUCCAAGUGAGCCUGCAAAGGAAGCCCCAGCUGAUAGUAAACCGCUGGCUGAUGCCCCCGAAGCCCCCAAGGAGCCGGUAUUGGCAGAAGAGACUAAAGAAGAGGCACCGCAGGAGGAGGAGGAGCAGGUAGUGGUGGUCCCCUCUGCCUUCCGCUCCCGCGACCACCUCGAGGCCAUCCUGGGCCUGGACGAGACCUCGAGGGACGCGGCGGCGCGCACCGACCCCAUCGCCGAGGCCACGCUCAAGGACCUCAAGAAGAUCUACGAGGCGGCCAUCAAGCCCCUCGAAGGCCUCUACAAGUACCAGGACAUCUCCAACCGCCACGUGUCCGACGCCGAGCUCUUCGGCACGCCGCUCGUCCUUCUCUUGGGCCCAUACUCCACCGGGAAGUCCACCUUCAUCAACUACCUCACGGGCGUCGAGUACACCAAGCGCGCCCUCAAGACAGGGACGCCACCCAGCCACGGUGUCUUCCGCAUCAUCCAGUACGGCGAGAAAGACGCUGAACUCGACGGCACCGACCUGAGCGCCCACUGGUCCUUCACGUCCCUGCAGAAGUUCGGACAAAACUUCAUCGACCAGAUUCAGGGGAAGGCCUUGAGUAGUCCCCUGCUGAAGAAGGUGACCUUCGUGGAAGCUCCAGGCAUUCUCGAGAUGAGACGGCCCGGCGAGCGCCUGUACCCCUACAACGACGUCGUCCAGUGGUUCAUCGACCGCGCUGACCUCAUCCUCGUCAUGUUCGACUACACGAAACUCGACGCCGGCUACGAGAUGGAGGCCAUCCUCGACCAGCUCAAGGGUCGCGAAGCUCAGACACGCAUCCUGCUGAACAAGGCGGACCAGGUGCCGCCCGAGGAGUUGAUCAAGGUCCAGGGCAGCCUCUUCUGGAACCUCAGCCCCCUCCUGGGCGUCUCCACCCCGCCCACCGUCUACGCCGGCUCCUUCGCCUCCAGGCCCUACCGCCCAGCCUCGCCCGCCAAGCUCUUCGAGGCUCAGGAGGAGGCCCUGCUGCACGACAUCGCCCAGGCCAUCAACAACCGCGUCGACAACCGCAUCGCCAUCGCUCGCAGGCACGCGGUUCGUGUGAGGAACCACGCCCAGAUGGUGGACUCGUACCUGACCACCUUCUACAUGAACAAGGGCUUCCUCACCAGCAAGCACAAGCUGGCCGAGGACAUCAUCGAGAACCCUCACACCUACAACAUCUACGAGGGCAUGAGUCUCCUCACCAACAUCUCUCGCUACGAUCUGCCCGACCCCGAGGUGUACAGGGACUUCUUUAGGGUCCACAACCUGUACGACUUCCAGAGGCUGAAGGACACGUGCUCCUACUUCCGGGGCUGCCCGCUCGCCAAGAUCGACGGCGCCAUCAGCCACAACCUGCCUGAGCUGCUGGACCGCCACCGCCGCCUGACCGAGGCCGCCCAGGGCGGGGCGGGCGCCAAGCCUUCCCCCGUGCCCACGCCGGGAGUCCGAGGCGCUGUGCCCCCCGCUGCCCAUGUCCGGACGUCAUGAGCAGCCCCUCCCUGAUGCCCCCGCUACCUGCGCGUGCCUUCUUAGGCCUGAGGGGGUCAGCACAUGACCAAAGUGUGAUAUUCAAACUGGAGAUGCGACUGCCCACCGAGCCGCCAUGACCCAGCUGAUGUGCAGGGCGGCCGGGCGGGAGUAGGGCGGGGUCAUCUCAGGUCACGCCCCCGCCGUACCCCCGCGACACUGAUUCUUGAGAAGUAGCAGAGGCUGCUACUUGAACACCUGUAUCAACUUUCCCUACUGGAGACUGCCAUGCCGCUGCCUUCACCCUGGCGGAGGCGAGAUCCCCGGGGCGAGGCUGGCGGCAGACCCUGCAUUCCCACACAACCAUGGUCCACACAGCUCAGCGAUACUUCAUAUGUUCACGUGUCUUGUUCUUCACAUCGUCCAUGUAUGUCUGUGCCUUUCUCCUCGCUUAACAGCAUGACCUCAGAUGACCUGCCAUGGGGGGUGUAGGGGAGCCACGUGAGGCGCCUCGACUCUCGCUUUGACCUCGUCGUGUGGCUGCUGAGCCCCUGGAUGAUGCUCAGAGGAGAGUUCAGGUGUCUCUUACUGUAUUAUGCUCAUAUGGAGACACACUUUACCACGACGCACCGCAAAUGUAUAGGAAACAACUCAAGAUUCCUCCUCAUCGUGUAGAGUCUUAGAGCAUUCCACUUGCGUAGCUGGUCUGACUGCUGUGCUACGACUUACGCAGAAAUCUGUAAAAGGAAACUGUCGACUAAAUAUGUUUCACUCAACUUGACGCUGGUGUCGUUGGCCCCCAAAGUUAUCGCAGGAAGGGUAUGAAAGGAACUUAUCCGCGUUUGCAUAUCCCUAGUUGGUCCUUGCUCUUGAGAUAAUGGUUUUCUUGUCGUCCUUCGUGAUUUUCGACAGAAGGAAAUCCACAUGAUGAGUGGACGGCGACAUCAUGCAAAAGAAUGUCACCGUUUUUCCACCAGUUUGCCUCAAGAACGUAACUUUGCCGGGGAGGCCACGACGCCAGACUGGAGACGCUAAACACAAUGUAAACUUAAGGAUUUUCUUUUUAUAUAAACGGAUGAGUACAAUCUAGUCAGUUUGAUGUUUUAUAAAUGCAAAGGGAGAAGGACAGUCACUCGACGCUUCUCCUUGUAAGAUGCCCAAGAAUUAUCAUAAUGGCUUUUAAGCGUGUCGGUCGCAGAACCAGAGACGCUUCUGUUAACGGGUUCGCAGUGCAGAGCCGCCCUCUGGUCUGACGGUUCUAUGGUUCUACGGUCCCAUAGGAUCCGCCGAACGCUCCCUGUAUUUGCGAAGCAGCCUGUACUUCAUGGAAAGUGACGGUUGAUUUUCUUUUGUUUACGCUUGCUUGGCUUUCACAAGAAUGGAAGUUCUGGUGUGUACAUACGGCCGCGUUCGGAACCCGGAUGGAGCCGACCCACAGGACUUGGUUUUGGAGUGAUGUAUCAGCUCACGUCAAGGAUUUCAGGGUUAAAACUUUUGCUUUUUAGAAGUGAUUGCAGCUGUUUUAAGCGCCCUCUCUCUUUUUUUGGAAUGGCACAAUUUUAUUUCUGAGUGCAUUUUGUUUCUGUAAAAAUAAAGGAAUGUAUAUUAAUGCAGAGUUCCCUGUUUUGUUUAUACGUGUAGAUAAUAUAUAUUGGGUCUUAGAUAACAUUGUUAACUACAGUUACAAAGCGUUUUAGAUGCACGUGAUAAGUGACAUAGAGUGGGAACAUUAAGUAGUUAGCCAGUUAUCUUGUUAUCUAAUAGGGUUAAACAUUGACGAACUAUUCAAGUACUUUUAAUCAUGUUAUGUCCGCUGAAAAAUCAUUUUGAUCCAGGUAACAAGGUGAUUCUUCUAGUAAUGUAUCGACGAUAGCAUCUGUGAUUGGAUAACUUUGUAUAUGUUGAUUACUGUCAUAGGUUUCCUUAUAUAACCCUAUGUAAUAACAGGCAAACGUAGGGAGUGUUUUAAUAAACAUGUGAAAGUUUUAUUUCCGAAAA